This is a messenger RNA of Salvelinus namaycush (lake trout), 4140 nucleotides long. RefSeq names its product zinc finger protein 585B-like. Bases 389 to 3337 code for a protein of 982 amino acids. The transcript has 2 exons. The record is from RefSeq and is a predicted model, not a curated record. NCBI's taxonomy places the organism in Eukaryota, Metazoa, Chordata, Actinopteri, Salmoniformes, Salmonidae.
UUUGCAUAUCGGAUCAUGUAAAAUGCCAACUCUCAAGUGCCAAUGAUUGCAGAAAAUAGUUAGCUAGAUUCGUUAUCAAUCGGUAGUUUAGGUUGCUGUGUUUGUCUAGUUCUUUCUAAACCUGACCACACUGCGUCUGGUGUGGAGAGAGGAAUAGCAUACCGUAGACAGUAGGAUAGAUAUGCAGUAGCAACAACAAGCCUUGGAUCGUGUGAGAUGAUGAUAGGAUUUUUAUUUUCUUUGAAUCAAAUCUAACCAAAGCUUCAAUUGCUACCUGCAGAAGCAGACAAAAAUGUUGUUUAUAGAAUAGCACACCAGACUUCGUUGGUUUGCAGCCUCUGGUUUUAUUCGCACUCUUUCUGUUCGGAUAUAUAACACAUCAGAGAAAAUGGCGGAACUUGAGAAGGAAGGACUGAACCAAACAAUGCAUGAGAACCAAGAUGAAGAUGAGCCCCAUUAUACUGAUGACACUAAGACAAGCAAGAUGCAAGACGACGCAAGUUUCGAGGAAAAGCUAAUUGAAGAGGUCAGAAGGUACAACAAUUUGUACAACACCUCAUUGAAAGACUAUAAAGACUUCACAAUAACCAGUAACAGCUGGAAGGAGAUAGCCCAAACUCUGAGAGUAGAAGAACAGAUUUGCAGGACGAAAUGGAAGAAAUUGAGAGACAGAUAUGUCAGACUGAGGAGGAAAAUUAAGGGGAAGAGUGGGGAUGCAGCAUCAGGAAUACAAACACAAAUACUCACCACACUGUCCUGGCUGUCUGGCUAUAUAAAACACAAGGAGACGAAGUCAGACUAUCCACAGGCAGAGGAGAUGGACACCUCAGAAGACCUGCAAGAUGACAACCUGAUCGAGCAGGAACACUUCCACAGUUCUAAUAAUGAACAACAAGAUGGACAUUUGGCAGUUAGGAGGAAUGUAAUAUUAGAACGAACUAAAUUCAACCAAAGACAACAAGAAGCAGGAGAGACAGCUGAUGAUUUUAUCACUGCACUUCAUUGUUUGUCGGAACAUUGUGGUUAUGGAGCUCUGCUCAGUGAGAUGAUAAGAGACCGACUAGUCGCAGGCUUACUUGACAGAAGACUGUCCAAGCAAUUACAAAUGGACCCAGAACUAACACUGGAUAAAGCUGUCGCACGCAUUCGUCAAACUGAACUUGUGGAAAAGCAACAGGACCUGCCAGAGUAUACCUUCAAAGCUGCCAGCAGCAGAGAAAAUGAAAGCCGUGUGCUUUCAUAUAGAAAGCAUCAAUGCCCAGCCAAUGUCCAGUGCCAAUCAGAGAAGAAGAAUCAAAACUCAGAAAGACCACAACAACCCCAAACAACACAGGAGAAUGCAGAAGAUCCCCUAGAUACUGAUGACACUGAUGUCUUCAGUCCUGGAGGAGAAAAGCCUCACUACUGCGCUUACUGCGGUAGGAGCUUUCAAAAAGUGAGGGAUCUUAUAAGACACCAGCGAACACAUACUGGAGAGAAGCCUCACCACUGCCCUGAUUGCGACAGAAGUUUUGCUCGAUUAGAUAAGCUAAAGAUCCACCAAGAAAUGCAUAUAGGAGUGAAGUCUCACCACUGCCCUGAUUGCAACAGAGGUUUUGCUCGUUUAGAUAAGCUUAAGUCACACCAAAAAAUACAUGCAAAAGACAAACAUAUUUUUCACUCCUCUGACUGUGUGAAAAGCUUUGUCCUAUUGGAGAAGCUUGAAAAACACCAGCUGGAGAAUACCUUCAAAGCUACCAGCAGUGCAUCCAAUGUAGAUCGUGUGCUCACACAGCAGAGAACAUUCAGCAAAGUCAGAGAGAGUAAAAGGCAGCAGAGUAAAAUACGAGCUAGAGCUCCCGGAAAGAGAACACCAUCACAUAGCAAAACAAUGCAUGAGAAGGAAGAGGAGCCCCUAGAUACUGAUGACUCUGAUGAUUGGAUUGAGGGUUUCGGUCCUGGAGGAGAGAAGCCUCACUACUGCUUUGACUGCGGUAAGAGCUUUAGAAAAGUGAGGGAUCUUAUAAGACACCAGCAAACACAUACAGGAGAGAAGCCUCACCACUGCCCUGUUUGUGACAGAACUUUCGCUAGAUUAGAUAAACUUAAAUUACACCAAGAAAUACAUACAGGAGUGAAGCCUUACCACUGCCCUGAUUGUGAGAGAAGUUUUGCUCGAUUAGAUAAUCUUAAAUUACACCAAAAAAUACAUAUUAAAGAGGAACAUGUCACGCUGAACCAUCAAACUAAAAUGAAUGUUGACUGUUUGCACACACAGCAGAGAACAGCCAGCAGAGGCAGGCAGAAGAGUAAAAUGCGAGCUAGUGCACCAGGGAGGAAAAUGGUCCAGUCACAGCCAGGCAAAGACUCCACUUACAGAAGUUCAGUUCGAAAGAAUCAACAGUCAGAAAAACUGCAACAACCCCAAACAACGCAGGAGAAUGAAGAGGAUCCUGAAGGUACUUCUGAUAACUGGACCAAGAGUUUCAGAACUGUAGAGAAGCCAUACAUCUGCUCUGACUGUGGUAAGAGCUUCAGACUAGAGAAUCGUCUUUUAAGACAUCAGCGAACACAUACAGGAGAGAAGCCUUACGACUGCCCUGACUGUGACAAAAGUUUUGCGCGAUUAGAUCAUGUUAAGUCACACCAAAAAACACACAUGAAGGAGGAACGUAAUUUCCGCUGCUCUGACUGUGUGAAAAGCUUUGUCCGAUUGGAACAGCUUGAAAAACAUCAGCUAACACACAAGAAAAGUUACAGCUGUUCAAAGUGUGAGGAAAGGUUUUCAGACCUGGUUGACUGGAAAGCACACUUUUUAGUACACAGAGAGAUCCUCCACUGUCCUGACUGUGACAAGCAGUUCUUAUACAAGGGACUUUUUGAAAGACACAGGAGAACACAUUUGAGAAAGAGAGAGAAAUUUCUCUGCACAAUAUGUGGGAAGGAAAUUCACAACUUUAAAAUACACAUGCGAGUACACACGGGAGAGAAACCAUAUCACUGCACUGAGUGUGGGAAGAGUUUUGCAUAUACAAAAUCGUACAAAACACAUAUAUUAACACAUACCUCUGGAGAAAGAGCAACCUAUCCUUGUUUGGAAUGUGGAAAGACAUUUACUCGCAUAGAUGGCAUGGUGAGACACGUGAGGAGGGUUCAUACUGGAGAGAGAAAUCAUCAGUGCGGAGACUGUGGGAAAAGAUUCUUUCGAAAAGAGUCAUUGAAGAGACACAGUCUAGUUCACACUGGAGAGAAACCAUACCAAUGCUCUGUCUGUGGGCAACGCUUCUCCCAAGAUGGCGACAGAAAACGUCACGAGAAGAGGCACUACUCUGGUGUCUCAGAUUUCCUCGAUCUAUAAUGCAGAAGUGGUGUUUGGCAUUGCAGGAAUCCACCCAAUGUGAUUUCUAACCAGUUGUUCUUUCGCCUCCAGGUGGCCUGGAAUUGCCACCACAGACUGUAGCUGAUACACAACAAGUCUGAGUAUUACUGUUAGCAUAGCAGUAUUUCUUUUUUUUCAAAAGUCUUAUUUUAAAUGUGUUUUUAAUAUUUUGUUUCAACAAAAGCAUAGUAAACUAUCAAUAGGGGUCAUUGUUCAAUUAUGGGCCUUCCCCAUUGGUGAUUUGCAGUCAGCUAUAUUGUAUUAAAGAUGCACAAUGCAGAUAUCGCUCCACAAUUUUCCUGGUUGCUAAAAUUCUAAUAGAUCGCCUAAUUUCAGUUUAUGUGACAUAACAAGCAAGGAUAGUGUACAAUUGUACCAUCUAUACCGGUUGUGAAAUAUAUUUUCCAGAACCAAAAAUAAUGUAUUUUCAGCUCGUGUCCAAAACCGAAAGUAAAAGAGGGCAACUUCCGAAUGGGAAGCGUAGAAAUCUAUCGCUUCUUAGACUUGAUUUCGAUGAGAAUUACAGAUCUAUAACACACAUUUAUGUGAAUUUGGUCAGGUCGCCCAAGAAGUUACAUAUUGCAGCUUUAAUGUUGAUAUUUUGAUUAUCAGGUGGGCCACACGCUACUUUGAAAUAAUGCCUAUGAAAGGUUACCAACUACGACCUUCAGCGAGUGUAUACGUUUGUGUCAUGACGUUGGCCUGUGGGUAGGUUUAUGACAGUCAUAAAUACCUCUUUCCCCCUUUUUCUCUCUCCCUACUAUAACUGAUGUGACAUAAGG